AUGCCGCUGAAGAUAACCUCAACAAUCAUUCCACUGAAGACAACCACAACAAACGUCCCUCAGAAGAAAACCACCGAUGCCUCAACUGCCACCAACUCGGACAUGGAUUGUUUCAUUGUGGACAGCCCAUUGAAACCAGAGUCACCUUCGACGAUCUCACAAACACUUUGUUCAACAAACGAGGCUCCUUGUAUAACGCCAGAAUACAAAGAUAUUGGUACUGGUGUGGAGAAGCUGCCGAAUAUUUCCGAAGAUACCAAAGUUCCAAGUAUUGAACCCACCGACGAAUUGGCCAAAGCUAUCAUUGUACCAUUGGGUCCACGUGGAUUUAGAAACCUGUACCUAUUACCAAGGGAGCCAUUUAAUAAUGAUGCCUGGACUAUAGUGGUUAUGUUACUUGGUGAAUUGCAAGAUUGGAUGCAGGAUGAUGCCUUACAAAUGAUGUGUGGAAACAUGUAUUGGAUUCCAAAAAGUCUACGUUAUUGCGAAUGGACACACGACCAAAUUAUGAAGAUGGAAGAAAAAGCUGAAUAG
Molecule: messenger RNA, 534 nt
Organism: Lottia gigantea (owl limpet)
Lineage: Eukaryota; Metazoa; Mollusca; Gastropoda; Lottiidae
Exons: 1
Coding region: 1-534 (177 amino acids)
Source: RefSeq, a predicted model, not a curated record